Glarea lozoyensis ATCC 20868 is the source of this 3342-nucleotide messenger RNA. Its product is annotated as DHS-like NAD/FAD-binding protein. Gene Ontology annotation, cellular component: mitochondrial inner membrane. The transcript is spliced from 11 exons. The coding region runs from base 1 to 3342 and encodes 1113 amino acids. Gene Ontology annotation, biological process: NADPH regeneration; proton transmembrane transport. Gene Ontology annotation, molecular function: NAD binding; NADP binding. Lineage: Eukaryota; Fungi; Ascomycota; Leotiomycetes; Helotiales; Helotiaceae. The record is from RefSeq and is a predicted model, not a curated record.
AUGCGGCCGACUUCUUUGCAAUGUCGUGCUGGCAUGCGAACAGCCACUGCGGGGUUGAAGUCUGGGAGUCUUGGGUCUCUUGCUCGACACAUUCGUGCACUCUACCAACCGUCACGAAGCCGAAUCGAACAGCGUAAAGUUCUGCGCCCGCAGAUCACAGCCCUCGUUCCCUACCGCAGCAACGCGUCCGGUUCCCAUUCAGACCGUGUUGACCCAUCCGAGUUCGUCCCUCCUGUGGUCUCAAAGCCAUACUCGGAGACGAUUGUUGGAGUGCCACGCGAGACCUACCCAAACGAGCGACGAGUUGCAAUCACACCCCAGAAUGUUGCUCUUCUACUCAAGAAAGGGUUCAAGAAGGUCCUGGUGGAGCGAGGCGCUGGAGCAGAGGCACAAUUCACAGACCAGGCAUAUGAAAAAGCGGGAGCUACGUUGACGGAUCUGAAAAAUGUCUGGUCGGAGAGCUCGAUCAUUUUGAAAGUUCGGGCACCUAGUUUUGAAGGCGAGAUGAGCGAGAUGGAUCUUCUAAAAUCUGGAUCAACUAUUAUCUCUUUCGUAUACCCGACUCAGAACAAGAAUGUGGUUGAGAAAUUGGCAGAUAGAGGGACCACUUCGUUUGCCAUGGAUAUGAUACCACGAAUUUCUAGAGCCCAGGUUUUCGAUGCGUUAAGUUCAAUGGCCAACAUUGCGGGAUAUAAAGCUGUAUUAGAGGCUUCAAACCACUUCGGCAGGUUCAUGACGGGGCAAAUUCCGCCGUGUAAAGUGCUCGUUAUUGGUGCUGGUGUUGCGGGACUAAGUGCAAUUGCCACAGCCCGCCGUCUCGGAGCCGUCACUCGAGGCUUUGACACCCGACCUGCAGCUCGUGAACAGGUCCAAUCUCUUGGUGCGGAAUUCAUCGAAGUUGAAAUUGAAGAAGAUGGAUCAGGCGCUGGUGGAUAUGCCAAGGAAAUGUCCAAAGAAUUCAUCGAGGCCGAAAUGAAGCUUUUCCUUGAGCAAUGCCGUGAAGUAGACAUUGUGAUCACAACAGCCUUGAUACCCGGCAGACCUGCCCCCAAACUUAUCACUGAAGAGAUGCUUGAAGCUAUGAAACCCGGUUCCGUGGUCGUGGAUCUUGCUGCAGAAGCGGGCGGAAACUGUGUUGCAACCCAACCAGGAAGGCUGGUAGAGCACAAAGGUGUCAAAGUGAUUGGUUACACCGACUUACCUUCGAGACUUCCGACACAAUCUUCAACUCUUUACUCGAAUAACAUUACAAAGUUCCUUCUGUCGAUGAACCCAGAGGAAGGCAAAUUUGGAGUUGAUCUGAAGGAUGAGGUUGUACGAGGAUCUAUCGUCACAUUCAAUGGCGAUAUUGUACCUACAGCUCCACGACCGGCUCCUCCACCUGCCCCAGCAAAACCGACGAUACCAAAUACUGAUGCUGCAGCCGACAAAACGCUGGCAAUAACACCAUGGCAGAAGACUUCACGAGAAGUUGCAACUGUGACUGGUGGAAUGGGACUUGCGCUUGCUCUGGGAAAAGCUACUGGGCCAAUAUUCAUGAGCAAUGCCUUUACCUUUGCGCUCGCUGGCUUGAUCGGAUAUCGUACGGUCUGGGGAGUGACUCCAGCUCUUCAUUCGCCUCUCAUGAGCGUGACCAAUGCUAUAUCUGGUAUGGUGGGUAUUGGCGGAUUCUUUGUGAUGGGUGGAGGUUUGAUUCCACAUACCAUUCCUCAAUUCUUGGGUGCUGCAUCGGUUCUUCUGGCUUUCGUCAACGUCUCUGGAGGAUUUGUGAUCACCAAGCGCAUGCUCGACAUGUUCAAGCGUCCCACUGACCCACCUGAAUACCCCUUCCUCUAUGCCAUACCAGGUGCUGUAUUUACCGGCGGUUAUCUGAUUGCUGCGAGUACAGGUAUGGCUGGCUUGGUUCAGGCCGGCUAUCUGACCAGCAGUCUCCUCUGUAUCGGGUCCCUCUCUGGACUCGCUUCGCAAACCACCGCACGACAGGGCAAUAUUCUUGGUAUUCUUGGAGUCGGAUCUGGAAUUUUAUCUUCUCUUGCAGCUGUUGGGUUCCCAACUGAUGUUCUCAUGCAAUUUGGUGGGGUCGCCAUGAUUGGUAGUAUCCUAGGUCUCAUGAUUGGUCGUCGAACGACAGCUACUGAUCUGCCACAAACUGUAGCAGCCUUGCAUUCUGUAGUUGGGUUGGCAGCAGUACUAACCAGUGUUGGUAGCGUCUUAGCUCAUAUCGGUGACAUCUCGGCGCUUCAUCUCGUGUCUGGAUAUCUCGGGGUUUUGAUUGGAGGUGUCACAUUUACUGGAUCUAUCGUCGCCUUUAUGAAGCUGGCUGGAAGGAUGUCAUCAAAACCAAUUCGCCUUCCAGGUCCACGACACGCCUUGAACUCCACACUUCUCGGUUUGAAUAUCGCGACUAUGGGAACCUUCUUAACGUUGGCUCCUGGUGCUCCCAUGAUUGCUGCUGCGUGCUUGGCUGGAAAUGCUGCGCUCAGUUUUCUCAAGGGUUACACUACUACUGCUGCUAUUGGUGGUGCUGAUAUGCCCGUUGUCAUUACGGUCUUGAAUGCGUAUUCCGGGUUUGCUCUGGUCGCCGAGGGUUUCAUGUUGGACAAUCCCUUGCUCACGACAAUUGGUUCCCUCAUCGGCGUCAGCGGUUCGAUUCUAUCAUACAUUAUGUGUACUGCAAUGAAUCGAAGCUUGACCAACGUCCUCUUUGGUGGAAUCGCACCCGUCGAUAACAGCGAAUACAAGGUUGAAGGUUCGAUCACAAAAACGAAUAUCGAGGAGACUGCCGAUGCAUUAGCAACAGCUGAAAGUGUAAUCAUUGUGGUUGGUUAUGGAAUGGCAGUUGCGAAAGCACAAUACGCUAUUUCCGAUAUCACUCGAAUGCUUAAACAGAGAGGCAUCAAUGUACGAUUCGCGAUUCAUCCUGUCGCUGGACGUAUGCCUGGACAAUGUAACGUUCUUCUUGCAGAAGCUAGCGUGCCUUACGAUAGUAAGUUGACCCCUCAACAUUCUGGGCAUGGCUCAUCGCAUACAGUCGUUCUGGAAAUGGACGAAAUCAACGAUGACUUCAACGACACAGACGUCACCCUCGUUAUCGGCGCGAACGACACAGUCAAUCCCAUCGCCCUCGAGCCAGGGUCUAGCAUCGCUGGUAUGCCCGUCUUGCACGCUUGGAAGAGUAAACAGGUUAUCGUGAUGAAGAGAGGGAUGUCUAGUGGAUAUGCGGAUGUACCGAAUCCCAUGUUCUUCAUGCCAGGCACGAAGAUGUUGUUUGGUGAUGCGAAGGAUUCGUGUGAUGCUAUUAAGAGUGCACUUGAGACGAGGAGUAAGAUGUAUGACGUCUGA